This is a messenger RNA of Prinia subflava (tawny-flanked prinia), 1789 nucleotides long. RefSeq lists its product as uncharacterized. The transcript is spliced from 3 exons. NCBI's taxonomy places the organism in Eukaryota, Metazoa, Chordata, Aves, Passeriformes, Cisticolidae. The coding region runs from base 1 to 1659 and encodes 552 amino acids. The record is from RefSeq and is a predicted model, not a curated record.
AUGGAGGGGAGCGGUCAGAACCCGGCAGCAGCGCCAGCAGCGGCCCCCGCGCCCCCGGCCCGGCCCCGCUCACCGCAGACGCGCCGCCAAGAUGGCCGGGCCGCCAGAAAGGAGCGAGCUCCCAGCAAGCACCGCGCGAAGCCCGCGGCAGCUCUCGCGAGAGCCGGGCACAGCCCGCCCCGCCGCGUGGCUGUCAAUGCGCCCGAACCACGGCGGGAUCCGGGGGGCGGGGCCCUGCCUGAUGCUGAUGGUAAGGAUGUUCAGAUGGCCACUGAACCCAGAGGACUGUGCAAACCAGAGAUUCCUUUUUGCCUCCGAGUUGCUGAGCCCCCAGGUCUGUCCCUCCGUGUCCCACGGAUGCCUCCCGCAGCUGUUCCUCCGUGCAGGAGGGCCGGCAGCGGGGCUGCGGCUCCCGUGUGUGUCCGAGCUCACUCGGGAUGCCCGUGCCACAGACAGGCAGGGCAGAUCGCCCAGCCCUGCUGCUCCUCUCCCCGGGCCCGGCCUGGGGCUCCCUUCGGAAACCGCACACCCUCAGCCACAUUCACGGACCGCCAGACAUCGCCGUGGCCUCCAAGUCCGUGUAAUGCCCCAGCCCAGAGCUGGACCCCCUUACCCGGCCCGUCUUCUCUACUCGGUGCUAUCGUGGCUCAGAGCUCGCUGGCGAGGUUUACUUGCACACCGCCAGGGUUAACCUCCGGGACACACGGACCUGCAGUCCCUUCCCGCCUGCUGCCACUCACACCCCGUGGCACCCUCACACAGCGCAGAAAUCCGCCCCGGGGCAGGGACGGCCGCGGCGGCGGUCCGGGCCGAGCGGCGGGGGAGGAUUUAAGGCUCCAUCGCCGGGGCCGCCCCGCCGUGCCCCGGCUCCGCGGGUCGGUGCUGCCCCGCGGCCGCGCCAGCCGCGCUCCGAGCCGAGCCGAGCCGAGCCGAGCCGAGCCGACCCGACCCGACCCAAGACGAGCGUCGGGAGCGGCUGCCGAGCCCGCCGGCCCCGCCAUGGGCUGCUCCAGCAGCGCUCGCAGCCGCCCGCAGGAGCCGCCGCCGCUGCCGGCAUCAUCGGGUGCAAACACCCUGACUUCAGAUGACCCUGACACCGUAGCUGACCAAACACAGCUGGACCCAGCAGAGUGUGUGAGCCUUGCCUCUGACACCAACCCAGGCAAGCAGCUGCCAGGAGAGGAGGCUUCAGCCACGAUCCUGGACGCGGAGGGGAAGACAGAGUCGGUCAGCAAAAGGGAGGAGCCAGAGGGCACCGAGCCCCUGCCGGCAGGAGACGAGGAGAGCUCUGAGCUGCCCUCUGUGUGGCGAGAGGAGAGCAGGGGGCCUUCGCCGCCAGCACCAGAAGAUGCUGGAGCACCAUCGCCAGGACCAGCAGGGGACAGUGGGCUGGUAGAGGGCAGUGACAACUCUGCAGUGGGAGUCGUCGAGGAAGUACAUACUACUGAAGAGGACCACCUCAUAGAGGGUAAUAGCUGUGCUUUCAUAAAUUCAGGAAACCAAAAUUUAUCUCCUGGGACUUCUGCGUGGGUCCCUGUGGCUUUACUAAGAGCCUCAAAUGAGCUUCUGGAAUCAGAAUUUGGUCCAGGGAGUCUGUCCAACGUGAGGCAUAGAAGAAUGUGUCUGGGGAAGCCUUGGAUUUACAGGUCCAAGCUGUAAUAAAUUUAAUCAGCAUUUCCACCUCUGCUAUUUCAUUUUCAUGUCCUUUUUGUUCUUAGCAGGUAAAAUGUCCCACCAUAGCCCUCAUUUACAGCAUUGUGUCUCUGGGUAGCUCAAACACAUUCCUUGA